UCGCGGGGCGGCCGGGCCGGGAUCGCGCGGCCGGGCACCGAGGGAGGGAGGGAGGCCCGGGCUUGGUCGCGUGCUCUCCCGGGCCUCGGGUUCGUAGCGGAAGCCGUGGUGGUGACAGCCAGGCUUGUGCACAGAUGCACGUGACUUGGGCCUUUCGUCUGCAGGCCUGUGGGGAAAGAAUCACCUUGGGAUACGCGCGGAUAGUCACCAUCUCAGGCGGAAAAAGUCACUGAUGCAGUGGUCUGGAAUAGUCAAAUUGUCUCUUUUUAAGAACGGGUAGUUUUAGCUCUUAAAGAUAUCUUAGAAAUCACCCUUACAAGCCCAGCUCCUUCAUUUUAUGAUAAGGAACACACUAAGAUUUCGUGCCGAGCUGGUCGUAGAGCCUUGGUCUCCUGUCGCAAUCCCAGGGUUGUCUCUUCAUCCCAGGAGAUACUGCCUUUCUGUGUUUUAGAAUUUCCCUCCCUUCUUGUUGAACCUAUACAAAUGUUUUUAAUCCACAUGUGUUUCAUUUUGUAGAAAGAAGAAGUUGUCUAAACGAAUAACAUGAGGCCAAAUAGAAUCUCACUUUUGGUUAUUGUAAGUCAAGAAAGUAGAAGUAAACCAUUGCAAUCUUUGACUUGAGGUAUCCUGUGUUUUAUUAUUUGCAACACCCAGUUUUCCUUAUACUCAUAAUGUCGGAAGGGAAAUCUCCUGACAAUAAAAGGCCUCGUAGAAGCUUAUCAAUCAGCAAGACUAAAAGAAAAUCAUCUAAUUCUAUAAUUUCAUUUUUUAACAAUGCACCACCUGCUAAACUUGCAUGCCCCAUUUGUAGUAAAAUGGUGCCAAGAUAUGACUUGAACCGGCACCUUGAUGAAAUGUGCACUAACAAGGAUGAUGUUCAAGUUGAUCCAGUGCACGUUGGCUUAAAGAAUUCAAAUAUGUCCACAGUAGAUUUAACCACUGUUGUCUUAGAAGAUGCAACACCAAAAAAGUCAUCACCACGAAAGACAGAUUUAAUCCCUGGCCAAAGUGAUUCAGCAAAAAUGGCCAUAAAACAGAAGAGCAGUCCCUACUUUAAAAGUACUGGUGGCCUGGCGUGCAAGAAUCAAGAUGAGCUGAGAAAUCAUAGUGUGAAAAUAAUUUCUUUGGGAAGCCUGUCAUCUAAAUUGUCCAGAAAAUACACAAAGGCUAAAAAAUCAAUAGAUAAGAAUGAGGAAUUUGCCAGUCCUAGUCCACAGAGUUAUGACUCCACAGUUGUCAGGAGCCUGGUUGAUAACUGUUCAGAAAUUGAGGACACGGAUCAAAUUUUGGAAAACAGUUCUCAAAAGGAAAACAUGUUUACGUGUGAUUCUCCAAAGGAAGAGAAUAUUCCUGAACACAUAGUAAGAGGCAGUAAAAUAAAGGAAGUGGAAAGCCAAAAGGAAUGUGGGAAAUCAGCCCUCACCUCUGACUUCUCAGAUAAUAGUCCUUUGUUAUUUUCACUAGAUUUAACUCUUGGGAAUAAAUUAAAGUCUACUUCAGAAGACAGUCUUGUAAGGCAAGAGAGUAUCAAAGGUGCAGAUAGUAAAGGUGUUGAAAAGUGUGAGGCAUGUAGUUGUGAAGAAGUAAAAAUGACUGUUGCUUCAGAAGCUAAAACACACUUGUCACAUUCAGAGGCGAGCUCUCAUAGUUCUACAAAUGAUGCUUCUAAAUGGAGUAACACCCAAGAGCUUCCUCUGAAAGGUGACAAUGACUUAAAGAAUGAAAUCACUUGCAGUAUUCCCCUGUUGCAAGAGUCAAGCUGUGAUGGUCCUGGUCAAACAACUCAAAUGCCACCGAGUCAUCCAUACUACCUUCGGAGCUUCCUUGUGGUGCUGAAAGCUGUACUUGAGAAUGAAGAUGACCUGAUGCUCUUUGAUGAACAGGAGAAGGGAAUUGUAGCUAAAUUUUAUCAAUUGUCAGCGAAUGGUCAGAAGUUAUAUGUAAGGCUCUUUCAACGUAAAUUAAGCUGGAUUAAGAUGAAUAAAAUAGAAUAUGAAGAGAUUGCCCCAGACUUAACACCUGUGAUUGAAGAAUUGAAGCAUGCAGGCUUUCUACAGACAGAAUCUGAGUUGCAAGAACUCUCUGAAGUGCUUGAGCUCCUUUCUGCUCCUGAACUAAAAUCCCUGGCCAAGACCUUCCACUUGGUGAAUCCCACUGGGCAGAAACAGCAGCUGAUGGACGCCUUUCUCAAAUUGGCCAAACAGCGUUCAGUUUUCAUGUGGGGCAAGAAUCAGCCUGGAAUUGGUGCAGUGAUUUUAAAAAGAGCUAAAGACUUGGCUGGACAGUCAUUAAGACUCUGUAAAGGUCCGAGGGCUGUGUUUUCCCGGAUCUUGCUGCUGUUUUCAUUGACGGACUCAAUGGAAGAUGAAGACGCUGCAUGUGGGGGUCAGGGACAGCUUUCCACGGUACUGUUGGUCAACCUCGGCCGAGUGGCAUUUCCUAGUUACACAAUCAGUCGGAAAACCCAGAUCUUCCAAGACAGAGAAGAUCUUAUCAGAUAUGCAGCAGCUGUGCACAUGCUGAAUGACAUUUCUACUGCAAUGGCCAAUGGGAACUGGGAAGAGGCUAAGGAGCUCUCUCAAUGUGCAAAAAAAGACUGGAACAAACUGGAAAACCACCCUUCUCUGAGAUACCACAAGGACUUACCACUCUUUCUGCGGUGUUUUACUGUUGGGUGGAUUUACACGAGGAUUUUGUCUCGGACUGUUGAAAUACUGCAGAGAGUUCACAUGUACGAGGCUAUUAAGUGCAUCCUAGAAGGGCUGGCGGAUCCGGAAGUCAGGACAGGACACCGUCUUUCACUUUACCAGAGAGCCGUGCGCCUGCGGGAGUCUCCAAGCUGCAAAAAGUACAGGCACCUUUUCCAUCAGCUACCAGAAAUAACUGUGGAAGAUGUUAGGCAUGUGACCAUCACGGGCAGGCUGUGCCCGCAGCGUGGGAUGGGAAAGUCUGUGUUUGUGAUGGAGGCCGGGGCUGUUGCCGCCCCCGCCACAGUCCUGUGCUCCGUGGAGGAGCUGGCACUGGCCUAUUACAGACGCAGCGGCUUUGACCAGGGGAUUCAUGGGGAAGGGUCCACCUUCUGCACCCUGUGUGGCCUCCUCCUGUGGGAUAUAAUCUUCAUGGAUGGGAUACCAGACGUCUUCAGAAAUGCCUACCAGGCGUUCCCGCUGGAUUUGUGCACAGACAGCUUUUUCACAAGCAGGGCGCCCGCCCUUGAGGCCAGGUUGCAGCUGAUCCAUGAUGCUUCUGCGGAGAGCCUGCAAGCCUGGGUGGCGGCUGCGUGGAAGGCCCAGGAGGGCAGAGUGGCUUCUCUCGUCAGCUGGGAUCGCUUCACUUCUCUUCAGCAAGCUCAGGAUCUUGUCUCCUGCUUGGGGGGCCCUGUCCUCAGUGGCGUGUGCAGGCGCCUGGCUGCUGACUUUCGACACUGCCGAGGGGGCCUACCCGACCUGGUGGUGUGGAACUCCCAAAGCCAUCGCUGUAAGCUGGUGGAAGUUAAAGGCCCCAAUGAUCGCCUUUCGCAUAAGCAAAUGAUCUGGCUGGAUGAACUACAGAAGUUGGGGGCCGAAGUAGAAGUCUGCCAUGUGGUUGCAGUUGGAGCUAAGAGCAAAGGCCUUAGCUAAAUGCUAAGGAAUUGGGGAUAGAUGGUCAUACAAUGAUGUUCCCUACAGGAGAAAAUGGAAACGAGGAGGAGAGAAACUCUGGUGUCCCCGAGGUGUCCUGCGGGCCGCUGGCUCUGAAGUACAUCCUGCUCUGGCCCAGCUCUG
Messenger RNA from Microcebus murinus (gray mouse lemur), 3764 nucleotides. NCBI's taxonomy places the organism in Eukaryota, Metazoa, Chordata, Mammalia, Primates, Cheirogaleidae. The record is from RefSeq and is a predicted model, not a curated record.